CUAUAACAACACAAACACUCGUUAUUGUCACCAGAUACAAUUCACAAUUGCAGUGUGGCCACCCCCUUGACCAAAACAAAACGGUUGAUGGUUCUGCAAGACUAGGGCCAGUUUUAAGCAUCUUCUCCACCCUUGCCAAAGGCGAAACAGCAGCGUAGCGUCCAACGACCCCUAGCCCAGCCGUCUCUGACACAUCUCGUCUCAACUCGUCCUACGUUAAAAAAAAAAAAAAAUUCACCGUCGACAGAACGAUCGGAUCAGCUCCUGACACAGGUCCUCCUCAGUGCGAAACUCUUCCCAGCGUCUGAUCAACACCUUUGGCCAACGGCCCAUCAUCCCUGUCGUCGGAAAGAAGUUCAAGGGAAAAAUCGUUCUUCCCAUCCAUGAGCCGCGCUAACCGUACAGUGUGUUGUCGGCGGUCCACACUCAGAACCCGGUCAAUUGGCACGCACCCGGGAUCCAGUUGUUGACUGACGGUCCUCCACUACUGCGUACGUACUAGUUACUACGGUACAGGUUUAUGGUAGUACUUGGUAAUCACUGUUGUGUGGGUUGAAAGAGUCCCCGCCCGGGUCGGUCGUCGACACCCCAAGGGUUCGUUGUCCACACUUCUCUCGGACUGGCGUAAUAGCUAGGUUUCUUCGCUAAAGCCAAAAGGACAAGAAAAUAGGAGAGAGUUUCAUGGACAGCUGACAUCCGAAAAGUCCCAAAGGUUCCCACUCUACCCUGCCGACAUCCCUUGUCAUCACUCAACCCCUCCCCCCUUGUUGCUUGCUCUGCUUGUAUCUCGCGCGUUCCUCUUAUGACCCUAUGCCCACCCAUCGCUUACAACCUUAAACCUUUUUUGUUUUUCCUUCCUCCGCUUCUACUUCUACUUGGCGUAGUAGUUGAAGAUUCUACGGCGGUCCCGUGAGUCAAGGUCAAACUUCAACCUUCCUUUUCAUUCUCUUCCCUCGCUGCUGGAUCAGAUCACUCUUUUUUAUUAUUCCGAUUGGGGGUCGACAACUUCCUCUUUCGUUACAUUUUUCUUGUUUGUCCGUCUGUCUUUGUUGGUUCCCAUUGGGGUUUAUUUGCCUGGAAUAUAUUAUACACAUUGUAAUUUGGGAGGGCCGCUGGAAGAUAAAACUGGGAGUGCCUGGAUACGAGUCAAAUCGCCAGAGCUCCUGCACCCGAAGGUUCGGCGCCGACAUACGCUCUUUUUAACGAACAACGAUCGAUCGAGACGAUUCCGGUCGACCGCAUCAUAAGUCGGCACCUGUCGCAGGUCGACAUCCCAAAAUACACCUAAUACACGAAUUUAGCCUCUAAAGGCAAUCGCCGUCAAAAUGUCGGUCGGAGAGUUUCUGGCUAAGCAGCUCACGGCGCAGAAGCUUUUCUUCAACAUUAGCUUUUGGGGAUUUCACAUAGCCAUCUUUGCCUAUGGUUGGUGGAAGCAGUUUUCAGACCCCCGUCUGGCCGGUCUGAAUACUCUUACUUUCUCCGUCUGGAUUUCUCGAGGUGCCGGUUUGGUGCUUUCCGUCGAUGGAAUGUUGAUUCUGCUGCCCGUCUGCCGAACCAUCAUGAGGUGGAUCAGGCCCAAGAUCCGCUUCAUCCCCUUUGACGAGAACAUUUGGUUCCAUCGCCAGAUCGCAUAUGCCAUGCUGAUAUUUAGCAUCACCCAUACCGCUGCGCAUUAUGUCAACUUCUUCAACGUCGAGAGAUUGCAAAUUCGUGCCCAAACUGCUGUUCAGAUUCACUAUGCGCAGCCUGGUGGUGCCACUGGUCACAUGAUGCUGUUGUGUAUGCUUCUCAUGUACACUACAGCUCACCACCGCAUUCGUCAACAAUCCUUCGAGACUUUCUGGUACACCCACCACCUCUUUAUCCCGUUCUUCCUCGGUCUCUACACCCACACUGUGGGAUGCUUCGUGCGUGACACCGUCGAGCCGCACUCGCCGUUCGCUGGAGACGAGUAUUGGAACCACUGUAUCGGAUACCUGGGUUGGCGUUGGGAGCUGUGGACUGGUGGCUUUUACCUGAUUGAGCGCCUUUACCGCGAGAUCCGUGCUCGUCGUGAGACCAAGAUCACCCGUGUCGUCCGCCAUCCUUAUGACGUCGUCGAAAUUCAGUUCAACAAGCCCUCCUUCAAGUACAAGGCUGGCCAAUGGCUCUUCCUGCAGGUACCCAGCGUCUCAAAGUACCAAUGGCACCCUUUUACUAUCACAUCCUGCCCGUACGACCCCUACGUCUCGGUCCACGUUCGUCAAGUCGGUGACUUUACCAAGGCCCUCGGUGACGCCACUGGCGCUGGAGCCGCUCAGGCCAAGCUCUACGAAGGAGUCGACCCUAUGGGUAUGUACGAGGUCGCACUCCAGAACGGCCAACAGAUGCCCAUGCUCCGCAUCGACGGUCCCUAUGGUGCUCCCGCCGAGGACGUGUUUGAGAACGAAAUCGCAGUCCUGAUUGGAACUGGUAUUGGUGUCACCCCUUGGGCCUCGAUUCUGAAGAACAUCUGGCAUCUGCGCAAUGGCCCGAACCCGCCCACCCGUCUCCGACGUGUUGAGUUCCUGUGGGUUUGCAAGGACACCAGCUCCUUCGAAUGGUUCCAGACUCUUCUGUCCUCGCUCGAGCAGCAAUCAACAGAUGCUGCUGGUCUCCCUGGCAGCAACGGUGUCGAGUUCCUCAAGAUCCACUCAUACCUCACUCAGAAGCUCGACAUGGACACCACCCAGAACAUUGUGCUCAACUCGGUUGGCGCUGCCCUCGACCCUCUCACUGAGCUCAAGUCCCGGACCAACUUUGGUCGCCCCAACUUCACUAAGCUGUUCGCCUCGAUGCGUGAUGGUAUUAUGGACAGGACAUAUCUGAGUGGCCUGGAGGGAAGCAUGAAGACCACUGUGGGAGUCUAUUUUUGCGGUCCUUCAGCAGCUGCUCGUGAUAUCAAGGCUGCUUGCAAGACUGCAUCCGUCAAUGAAGUCGAGUUCCGCUUCUGGAAGGAGCAUUUCUAGACGCUCCAUACCAGCAUUUUGCAUCUUUACUUUUUCUGCCUUUGGCGUUAUUCCGCCACUUAUUCUAUACCACAGGGAAAAGACUGCCGAAAAAUAUCACGACGCAGAGGCUUCUAAAACCCUGGGAGAACGGCGUUUGCGGGGAGAUGAACUACAGAGCCGGAAGCGUGGUAUCAAGAAUGGCCACUGUCAAUUCCUGUUUUCGAGCAUCAAACAUACUUCAUACUUACGCUCUACAUUCUUAUUUCACCAUGUGCUUUACAUCCCUCGUGCUUUCAUACCAGUUGAAUUUUGGAAACUGGCGACGCGAGCAAAUAUUCGGACGGUUUUAUACUGAGUGCAGCUGAAGCUCGUUUCGAACAAAUCGAAGUGGGCGGUAGGGGAUGGAUUCGACGGGACAAUAUAACGGAAGAGAAGAUACAUCAUUCGGCCUGCCUUGAUCUGCUCUCAGACAAAGGAAGCCCAUUUUUUGUGUCGGGAGGGGGGCCUAAAGUGGCGAAAUCUUAUUGAUCUUUACAUUCAGAUAUCCGGCGGACUCCUUUUUUCACUUACAAUGUUAUAAAUAUCCAGCAAAUUUCAACAUCAUCAAAGAAGAAAAACUUCGAC
This is a messenger RNA of Pyricularia grisea, 3593 nucleotides long. RefSeq lists its product as uncharacterized. The transcript is spliced from 4 exons. Gene Ontology annotation, biological process: defense response; superoxide anion generation. The record is from RefSeq and is a predicted model, not a curated record. The coding region runs from base 1326 to 2987 and encodes 553 amino acids. NCBI's taxonomy places the organism in Eukaryota, Fungi, Ascomycota, Sordariomycetes, Magnaporthales, Pyriculariaceae. Gene Ontology annotation, molecular function: superoxide-generating NAD(P)H oxidase activity. Gene Ontology annotation, cellular component: plasma membrane; NADPH oxidase complex.